Messenger RNA from Priapulus caudatus, 1689 nucleotides. Its product is annotated as solute carrier family 17 member 9-like. Lineage: Eukaryota; Metazoa; Priapulida; Priapulimorpha; Priapulimorphida; Priapulidae. Bases 89 to 1417 code for a protein of 442 amino acids. The record is from RefSeq and is a predicted model, not a curated record. Gene Ontology annotation, biological process: transmembrane transport. Gene Ontology annotation, molecular function: transmembrane transporter activity. The transcript is spliced from 2 exons.
GUGCGGGUUUAAGUACUAGCAAAUCAGUUUCAUCUUGUACGUGUACAUUCUGUUGUUUAGAGCAUCGAUGCCAACAUGACAGUUCCAGAUGGCACCAAACAAUGAGUGUCAUAGAGUACUCAACAUGAAGCUAGAUCCGAGCACGGAGGUGCGCUACUGGAACCGCAGGGAGAGGCAGCUGUGGACGGCAUGCCUGUUCACAGGUUCUGCAGCAGUCUACUGCUGUCGCUCGGCGAUGCCACUCUGCGUCGUUGAAAUAGAGGAGGAAUACAGCUGGUCCAAGACGGACACCGGAACAAUACUCGCUUCGUUCUUCUGGGGUUAUUCCAUGACACAGGUCCUGGGUGGGUAUAUCAGUGACAGACUAGGCGGAGACAAAGUUAUACUAGCAGCAGCACUCGUGUGGUCUCUUGUUACCUUCUGGACUCCUUACCUAGUGCAGCUAAAUUCAAAUAGCAGUGUACGCUUUGUCAUACUAGUCCUAUCCCGUGUUGUUAUUGGAGCAGCUCAGGGUAUGCACUUUCCAAGCGUAAGCAGUCUCACCGCGGCCAAGGUGUCGGAGAAAGAACGAACAUGGGUGUUCACAUUCCUAAUGUCGGGCUCACACAUGGGCACCAUUCUGGCGGGCAGUGUUGGUUCGUUCGCUCUGCAUCACUUCAGUUGGCAGGCCGUGUUCCACCUCAUGGGGCUGUGCGGAGUCGGCUGGGCCAUCUUUAUGCGUGUUCUCGUGCACAGGGAGAGGGAGAAGGCACGUGUGCUCUCGCUGGAGGCGAGCGUCCUCUCUGAGAAGCAGACAACAAAGCAGGAGGUGCUGGUGCCAUGGCUCAAGCUGUUCCGCUCUCCAGCGUUCUGGUCGAUCGUAGUCGGACACUUCUGCCAGGCGUACUGCUUCUUCAUGGUGUACUCGUGGAUUCCCACCUACUUCCACGAACGCUUUCCCGAGGGCAACGGCUGGGUGUUCAACGUGUUGCCCUGGCUGGUCAAGGUGCUGUGCAUCAUCUUCGCCGGCUGGCUGGCCGACAGGCUGCUCAAGUCGGGAUGCUCGGUGGCGUUCACACGCAAGCUGAUGGAGACAAUCGGUACGAUCGGAUCAAUGGCGUUUCUCAUGUCGCUGAGUCACGUGAGCGGCUACACUAGCGCCCUCGUCUGCAUCACCGGCUCGAUGGCGCUGCUCGGCUUUCACAACAGCGGCAUCAUGUGCAACCCGCACGACAUCGCUCCCAAGUACGCCGGCUCUGUGUUUGGGGUGAUGAACAUGGGAGCGGCCAUCCCCGGCUUCAUCGGCGUCUACAUCGCUGGCUACCUGCUCGACACAACGCAGAGCUGGGAGCUGAUCUUCAACUCCACGUGCGUCAUCAUGUUUUUCGGAUGGCUGGUGUUCGUUAUUUUUGGAAGUGGCAAGAGGAUAGUAGACUAAAACUAGUUUGUCUUCACCUCUGCCAUUGAUCCGGACGAUAGUUAAAGAGUGGGACCAUGGGAGCAAGUAUUACUAUCAACAGUGCUUAUAAAUAGUGAUGGAAUUUAGUUUAUUUAAAUACCAUUUCAAAAUAACUAUAUAAGUAUUUGUUACAAAUUCCUUGAAAUUAUAUCAAACUCUUGUACAUACACACAUAGAAGUGGAAGUAUGUAUGUGGAAUGACCAUGUAUGAAAUAUGAAGUUUAAUAUUCAGUAAAUGCUGUAUUUAUUGC